AUGGACACCGCUAUCUUCGGCGUCUCCGAGUAUUCUCGCCGGAGGCCUCGUUUCCUCUGCCUUCACGGUUUUCGCACCAGCGGCAAGAUCAUGCGGACGCAGGUGAUGGGGAAAUGGCCUAAGAGCGUCACCGACAACCUCGAUCUCUUCUUCGCCGACGCACCGUUCUCCGCCGGGGGAAAAUCUGAAGUCGAAGGCUUAUUCGAUCCUCCUUACUACGAAUGGUUCCAAUUCAAUAAGGGAUUAACGGAGUACGGAUUCACGGAGUACAUAAACUUUGAUGAGUGUCUUGCCUACAUCGAGGAUCUGAUGAUUAAGCAUGGUCCGUUUGAUGGGUUGAUGGGAUUUUCCCAGGGGGCAGCUCUCUCCGCUGCGCUGCCGGGUCUCCAGGCGAAGGGUUUCGCAUUGAAGCGCGUGCCCCAGGUGAAGAACGUGGUGAUAAUUGGCGGGGCAAAGCUUCCAUCACCCGUUGUGGCGGAGAAGGCGUUUGGUGCGAAGAUAAAGUGCCCUUCCCUCCACUUCAUUGGAGAAUUGGACUUCUUGAAGGAACACGGUGAAGCUCUUUUGGACGAAUUUGUAGACCCCGUUGUACUUCGCCAUCCAAGGGGACACACGGUCCCCAGACUUGACGACAAGAGCCUGGAAGUGGUGCUUGGUUACAUAGAACGCAUCGAGCAGAAUUUGGAUGGCUCUCUCUAAUUGUGAGGAAGCCAUUGAAGUUUGAUAAUAAUAUUGAGCAUGGCUGCAUUGGAACGGUGGCUUCAGUUCUUAAUUGUGUUGCAUAUAUACACUUUAUAUAUAUACCUUGGUUACAGUAAAUGAAUUUAUUAUACCAUACAUGGAGCCAUCUAAAUUAUCAAAAUAGUAGGUGCUCCAGUUGCUCGGGUUGGAUAAAAUUGUAUGAUUUCCACAAUUGUGGAUGUGCUUGAUAUCUGUUUAAAAACCUGUUAAAGGUUUCUGUACUGUUACUAUUACUAAGAUACAUUUCUUAAUGUUAUAUUAUGCAAUAUGCAUAUUGCUAACUGUAGA
Messenger RNA from Phalaenopsis equestris, 1029 nucleotides. RefSeq names its product esterase AGAP003155-like. The transcript is spliced from 6 exons. Bases 1 to 699 code for a protein of 232 amino acids. The record is from RefSeq and is a predicted model, not a curated record. Lineage: Eukaryota; Viridiplantae; Streptophyta; Magnoliopsida; Asparagales; Orchidaceae.